Eurytemora carolleeae is the source of this 472-nucleotide messenger RNA. RefSeq lists its product as uncharacterized. Lineage: Eukaryota; Metazoa; Arthropoda; Copepoda; Calanoida; Temoridae. Bases 93 to 443 code for a protein of 116 amino acids. The record is from RefSeq and is a predicted model, not a curated record. The transcript is spliced from 5 exons.
GGCAUGUCGAGCGUCAAACGAGUCUGCCUAAGGGUGUCUGAGAGUUCUGCAGAGACUACCGUGCUUUGAUUCAUACCUAUUUUAAAUACUGUAUGGAUAUGGACGAUCCUGAGUAUGAGCCGGUGUAUGCUGAAGCAAGAAGUGUGGAUCCGACACUAAGAGCAUGUCUCAGUCUGGAGGAGAUCAGUUUGAGUGAGGAUUGGUUGUUAAACAAGACGGUAAAGGCAACUCCAGCUCCUGUUCUACCAGCCCCUGUUUUAGCUAGAGCAGCCCCUGUCCCUGGGCCUGUGGGAAGAUUUAAAUAUUUACAAGUGGUUGAUAGCUCGGAUCAAGUUGACAUCCUGAACCUAACAAAACAAGACAUCCAGACGAUGAAGAGAGAAUUUGUGAUAUUUAGUAGGGGGAUCAAAGCAAAUGAAACUGAUCCGGCCAAAUUUUGGUGAAGAACAAAGGCAUUCUCAAUAAACCUCCC